AGCCACGCCUAGAUCCUCUCUCUCUCUCUCUCUCUCUCUCUCUCGAUUCUCUACUUUCGCCGGAGAUGACGCCGGAAAAUGUUUCCGAUGAACCCACCCCUCCGAAACCGGCGGAAGAGGAGCCGAACGUGGCGGGCGAUGGAGAAGGGGUGGGAUCGUCUGGGGGCUCCCGGUGGAGGACGAGUCCGGAGCAGCGGAGCUACACGCAGAGGCUUCUGAAGGCGCUGCGAUCCGCGGGAGGGGAUGCGACCCCUGCGGACGGCGUUUCGCGGUCUUUCGCCGUCAAGGAGGCCGCGGAUUCCGCCCUUGCGAUGUCUGCGAAGGGGCGUUCGCGGUGGAGCCGGGCGAUCCUGGCUCGGUGGCGCCGUCGGAGGGAGCGCUUCAUGUCGCGGAAGAUUCGGCGGGUGUCGUUGCGCAGGAGAACGGCGAUGAUGGAGCCUUCGCCCUCCGUGCCUGCGGCGGAGAACGCUCUUCGGACCCCGGCCAAGAGGAAGCGCGGAGGGAAGGAGGAGUCCGUGGUCGAUGACCGGCUGAGGACGCUGGGGAGGCUGAUCCCCGGUGGCCAGAAGCUCGGCGCCCCGGCGCUCCUCGAGGAGGCGGGUGACUACAUCGCAGCGUUGGAGAUGCAAGUUAAGGCGAUGGGCGUGCUGGAGAACCUCCUUUCAGCGGCGGCGCCGGCCCGACCCUGAUCGCCUGUUUCUCUCUCGGUCUCUCUCUCUCUCUCUCUAUCUCUCUGUCUCCUCCUGGGCGAUUCUGCGGCGACGACGGGCUUACUUUUGCCGGAAUCCCGUCCUUGUGGUGAGGACAGGCCCCUCUAUCUUCCGGCCUCCGACGUCGGAAUUCGGUUCCGGGAGGAAUCUGACCAAAUCUCUGUUCUCUUGUUUUCUGACCUCUCUCUCUUUUUCUUUCCCCGUCUCCCCUCUGCUCGUUUCCGCCGGAAUAUGACUCGUUUUUUUUUUCCGGCAACCAUAAACCUGCUUCCUGCUGUAAAUCCUGGCGCCCUUGUACAAUUUUUUCUUUUUGGGAAAGAAAGAAGAAGAAAAACAUUUAUUU
Molecule: messenger RNA, 1053 nt
Organism: Nymphaea colorata (pocket water lily)
Lineage: Eukaryota; Viridiplantae; Streptophyta; Magnoliopsida; Nymphaeales; Nymphaeaceae
Product: transcription factor bHLH148-like
Exons: 1
Coding region: 66-689 (207 amino acids)
Biological process (GO): regulation of DNA-templated transcription
Molecular function (GO): protein dimerization activity
Source: RefSeq, a predicted model, not a curated record